Coprinopsis cinerea okayama7#130 is the source of this 3990-nucleotide messenger RNA. Its product is annotated as vacuolar membrane protein. Gene Ontology annotation, molecular function: protein binding. NCBI's taxonomy places the organism in Eukaryota, Fungi, Basidiomycota, Agaricomycetes, Agaricales, Psathyrellaceae. Bases 1 to 3990 code for a protein of 1329 amino acids. The record is from RefSeq and is a predicted model, not a curated record. The transcript is spliced from 10 exons.
AUGGCUGAGCCCAUCGACGAAGACUUCCCCUCAUCGAUGCCCAGGAGCUUUGGCGGGCGACGACUAUCGUUUUCGCGGUCCUCUGACGACGGUGAUAGUGGUACUAGUUUGACCCAGCCUUCGCCGACUCUGAAACGAGCUGCGACGACGUCGUCAGCCACAAGGGCUGCACGAUACCUCGACCUGGACAGCAUUCCCAAUUUACCCUUGAUGCCUCCACCUGGCGCUGCAUGGAACUCGCCGCCAUCGAGCUUGAUUGGAGCUCAACGCCGUCCCUCGUUGGUCGAGGUCUACGAGAGGUCGAGGAGACGCGGCUUCCAGAGCGACUCUGUGCUGCAUGCAACGACGGACGCACGAUUUCAAGACCCACCUCACGAUGAACCGCAUUCUCCGGAAGAUGGCACCAACUUCAAGCGCAGUUUGGAGAUAAACAUGAAGGAUCUCGUCGGCGACGCUGUGGGCAACAUGAGCAUCAGUCCAUCGUCAAGAGACAUUGUCCUGGCAGCGCGCAAGGGACUGUUCAUUAUCGACCUCGAGCACCCAUUCGAAGUACCGCGGUUUCUGCCUCAAGGAGGGACCUGGGACGUUGCAGACGUCCAGUGGAACCCUCACCCAAGCCGUUCCCAAUACAUUGUCUCGACGUCCAGCGAGAAAAUGCUUAUCUGGAACCUUGGAAUCACUGGGAAGACGUCCAUAGAACAUAUUCUCAAAUCCCACUAUCGAGCCAUUACCGACUUCAACUGGCACACGACCGAAUGCGACGUCGUCGCCAGCACCGGCAUAGACUCGUGGAUCUGGGUCUGGGAUAUGCGGAAUCCCCGGAAACCAGCAUUCGGUCUGUCAGCAUUCCAAGCAGCUGGUACACAAGUAAAAUGGAACCGCCAAGACGGAAACUACCUCGCCUCUGCCCACGGGAACGAAGUCCUCAUCUGGGAUCGCCGCAAAGGCUCCUUACCAGUUACACAAAUCAAAGCUCAUUCCGCCAAGAUAUACGGUAUCGACUGGUCUCACCAUCUGCGGAACGAGAUUGUAACAUGUUCGUUGGACAUGACCAUCAAGUCCUGGGACAUUUCCGCGCCCGAGAGACCGACCAGAGCAGUCCAGACAAACUAUCCCGUUUGGCGGGCUCGAAAUCUUCCCUUCGGCCAAGGCAUCCUCAGCCUCCCCCAGCGAGGUGAAACACGACUCGAAAUGUACGCGCGAACCGACCAUCCAACACCAGUAGAGAUUUUUGAGGGCCAUUCAGACGUGGUCAAAGAGUUCGUCUGGCGCAAAGGCGGACCUGACGAAUUCCAGCUCAUCACCUGGUCCAAAGACCGGACACUGCGAUUCUGGCCUGUCACGACGGACAUCAUGCAGAAGGUUGGGCACACGCCUGAAGUCACCAGAGGCAGAUCCCAACGUGUCGAGCGGGAGCCUACGCUUUCGUAUCGUAGUCCCCCAGAGAACGAACCCAUUGGCGGGCAGGGCCAGCAAUUACUCUCCGCGCCUAUCGGGAAUCGUGCCAUCCUGGCCGAAGUUCGUGCUGGGCCCGUUCCCCGAAAUCUCAUCACGCAGCCACACCCCGGCUCUUCAGCACGCGGUGGGCUGUCGGAGCUCAACCAGCGGACGCCUACACUGACUGACACCAAGCCCAUCGCCGUAGCCAGCCGCACGCGUGGCGGUACCAUGAGUCGCGGUGCGGUCACUGGGAAGAGCGUGGCUGGGAUGGAUGCGUUUACCUGGCUUGCUAAUGUCAAGGUUGGGAAUAAGAGAGGGAGUAGCUCGGGUGCUGGGAGCAACGAUCCGAGCAGCAGUAGUUCUUCAAGACUAGGCUCGACUUCUCGGAAUCAUUCGUCCAGUAGAGGGGAGGGUGAAUCAAAUGGCGGGCGACAGAGAAGUGUGAGCCGGACUCGCGGUCCAGAAGACAGGCGGGAUAAUGAGGAUGCACAGUCACUGCAGGACGAGAUCACCUCAGUGCUGAAGAAACUCCACGCAUCAAAGAUCAAGUUGGAGAAGCACGACCUAACCAAGAAGCGGACAUGUACUCUAGGACUACACGGUCCAUGGGGCGAAAGCUCUUCCGUAUUCGUCUUCAUGCGCCUCACCUUCACCUUUCCUUCAAAGUAUCCCCAGAGUGGACACCCCGAAGGCACACCCUCCGUCGAGUUGGAGCGCAACCCCCUCAUCUCACCUCGUGACCGAGCAUACAUUCUCAAGCGCCUCAAAGCCAUCAGGGAGACGAAACGGCCAUGUCUAGAAGCAUGCCUGCGGUUCCUUCUGUUUGCUGAAGAUGGGCUUAGUGGGCGGGUUGGGACGAUGGAUUCGGAUACUUCGGACGAGGACGAUGCUGAUGUGAAGAAGAGGGGCAAGGAGAUGACCGUGUCGAUUUUGAGGAACCAUAAGAACCUUGCUGAGCCUAGGACAUCGCAGGGAGCGUUUGGACCCAACGGCGAGCUGAUCUGCUUCUUCCGAGCACCACCUCGUAUCGUCCGCAAUGUCCUGCGAGGACUGACGACAGACACACCAGGCGACGAACAACAGAACCAACAAACGAUUCAACAGCAGGAGUCACUGCAGCAAUCCCGUCUCUUCCAGUCACCUGCGCUGGUCUCCGAUGCUAUCAGACGACUACGUCUCUCAGCUCGAGACCAACUAGUCUUGCCAGUCGGGAAACAAGAGAACGACAUCAACAUUCUCCGUACGAUGACGAACCUCUUGACUGUGUCGCAGCACAAGAUUCGCCGGGACUCUGGUGGCAGCUCGAAGAAUUGGUCGUUGUUGCCUACGCGGAGGAGUAAUGUCUUUAUGAUGGAUACGAUGAGUAUUGCUGGUCCGGAUAAGGAGGUGGCGGCUGGGUAUGUGUUCCAGGGGGAUAGUCUGGCGCAGUUGUGUGAGGAGAAUGCGGGGUUUGCGCGGGAGUGUGGGAGGUAUGAUCAUGAACGGGUGUUUAGGAUGCUCAGGUCUCUCUUCAACCUUCCUCGGAAGGCGGAUGAUGGAGAGAAAGAGGUGCCGGUUGAUGCCAAUGCAUUUGUGUCUGAUAUGUUGGCUAUCCGCGUCAUUCAGCAGAUAUACGAUGAUCUAGCAAAGAAUAAGGAUAUCCAAAUGCUCGCCAUGCUCUCAGUAAUGGUCCUCCAAACCCCUCACGGGGCGCGGAAACCAGCGUCCAUCGCGAAGCCGAAGCCCGAGCUGCCGAUCGCGCCCCUUCCGCCAUUGAAGACAGGUGGGAUGGACUACUUCACCCUCGCUCGAACCAUCAACAAUGUGCCUAGCCCACUAUCCCCUGCCUGGCCGUCGCCUGGCGCUCCUCCCCACGCUCCCUCCGUCGCAUCAUCCAACAGCUCUCGCGGUUCCUGGUCAAGCCUCUUCAACACCGGCAGUGUUCGCCAACUCAUGACCGGUUUGCAGGAUGGCCUUACCACGCCCAACGAAUUCCCUAUGCUUCCCAAUUUCCUCCCCGAGCCUAUCUCGAAGCAGAAUAGUAUGGAGAAGAUGGUACUCACCCAGGCCAGUGGGUCGAUACAGAAGAAGCGGUCGAGGAAGGAUUCGUCGAGGCAUUCACCGUCGUCGACUAUGUCCAAGUCGUGGAACGAGGGUCGGCCGCAGACGCCUCGUAAUUUGUCGGUGUCGUUUUCGUCCGCCGGGCAUAAGAGGUCGGGGUUGUUGCGCUUGCAGGAUAUUAGUCCUAUAGUGCAGGAGAAGAGGCGGAUUGUGUUUGAAACGACUAUCGAACCGGAAAGCCCUCCUCCAACUUUCUCUGACUCGAUGAUCCAGCAAUUCCAUCGACACAUCUAUGCUUACGCAGAAUUGCUCUUCCGGUGGGAAUUGUACACCAAGCGUCUUGAACUCCUCAAUUCGGCUCGUCACCUUGAUCCACCUGCGGAUGAGCAACAGCAUCGGAUAGGCCUCGUCCGACGAUGUCCUCGACCUGAUUGUUCGGCUGUGCUGGAUGAGAAGACACAAAGAGCCCACUCCGAUGAUGAUUCAUAUGAAGCCUUGAACCUUGAUUGA